Molecule: messenger RNA, 561 nt
Organism: Racocetra persica
Lineage: Eukaryota; Fungi; Glomeromycota; Glomeromycetes; Diversisporales; Gigasporaceae
Source: the annotation of a GenBank genome assembly
UCGUAUCUUUUACUUUUAAUUACUUUCGAUUUGAAAAUGUCAACCCAAGAAGAAUAUCCAUUUAUUUCAAGAGAAACUUUUAACAAUUUAAUCAAAAAAUAUCUAGAAAGCAAAUCAUUAAAUAGACGUCGCAAAACCUUUAUCUUACAAACUGAUUACGAUCUAAUUAUUUCAGUACUUCGUGAUCCUAAUAAUUUGAACUUAGGAACCCCUAAAGAUCGACAUUGGAUUAAAAAUUCUUUUCAACUUCGAGAAUUGGGAACUGAAACAAAUCCAAUUACUCAAAUUAUUACUGUUUCAAAAAUUGAAAAUGGACUUGAAUUAACACACACCAUAUGUCCCUUUAACCGUCUUUAUGAUAUCUUGUGUAAAAUUCAUGCUGGGGUUUUAAAACAUAUUGGAGCAUCUAAAAUGUGGGAUGUUAUUGGAAAGCAAUAUGACUAUAUUCCGCAAUCAUUUAUUAAAGAAUUUUGCGGAAUAUGUAAAACAUGCUCUACACAUCGAUUAUUUCCUAAUACUCUGGCCGCUAAGCCAAUUGUAGCAUCAAACUUUCUUUCCUGA